Molecule: messenger RNA, 3448 nt
Organism: Lytechinus variegatus (green sea urchin)
Lineage: Eukaryota; Metazoa; Echinodermata; Echinoidea; Temnopleuroida; Toxopneustidae
Product: cilia- and flagella-associated protein 97-like
Exons: 3
Coding region: 102-1661 (519 amino acids)
Biological process (GO): spermatogenesis
Source: RefSeq, a predicted model, not a curated record
CACAUAUUUCAAUUGAGUUCCAGAAAGAACUGUCAAUCUGACGACUGAUGUGAAGAAUUUCAGGCAAUUUUGAGAUUUUGAAUUAAACUUUGAACGGCAGGAUGGACCAGAAUGGUAGCCCAGAGCCGAUAGACUUCGACUUUUUCGAUGAAGGUCCAUCAACAAAACGCAGUUCAAGAUUAGAUCCUCCGGAUCCCAAACCCAACCGACCACAGAGCGGUAAGCGGAGUGGCAGUGCACGGGGAUACGACGGGGACUAUGACAGAGAGUCGGUGCGCAGCGUGGCAAGCAGCCGCAGCAGUGUGAGUGUUCGAAUUCCAACAGCAACUCCAACUCACGAUGAUGGUAAUGAAGCAGAUUAUUAUUCGGAUGACUUUGAUGAUAGUGAUAGAGAUGAACAUAAGGCAAAGAAUGGUAGUGAAUCAUUUCGUUUUAAAGACGAUAUUGAUGCCUUGAAUUCAAAAGGAAAUCGGCGAGAGAGAGAUGUUCGAAAUGGAAAGGCCACUUCAAAAACUGGUUCGAAAUCUCGUCCAAAAACCUCAGUUGGCAGAAGAAGAUCAUAUAGUUCAAGUUCAAAUGCAUCCACCGAAAGCUCAAGAUCAAGCUCUAGUUUUACUUCCGAGUCGAGUGAAAGAUCUGGCCACAGAGACAAUGACAGUGUGACGGAUGUUUCACCUUUGCAAAGUCCACCUAGUUCGCCUAUUCCCAAGCUUGAAUAUGAUGAACAAGAAAUGGAGAGGGAGUCAGAGAGAAUGAGAAGUGUUCACUUUGAAGGAGAUGAUGUAGACAGUUAUAGAGAUCCCAACGAAAGACAUGCGAAGCUGAAGGGCAGACCCAAAUCGUCAAAGCCGAGAGAUAGUCGCAAAGUGACUAAAACUCCUGGUUAUUCACAUUACGAUGAGGAUCCUCGUGUGCGAGAAACAGAAGCAAAAGAACUGAGCAUGCUGCUACGAGCAGUCCUUGAAUUGGACGAAACGCCAAAGGAAUCUGAUUUGUCAAUGCUUCACAAGAAUUUAAAGAGACCUGUUUCAGGGAAGAGGAAGAAUCGACCGCAGUCAGCUCCUAUGCCUCACCAGAGAAUGAACAUGUCAUUCAGUAAUGAUGAAGUGAGACGUAUUGAUAGAGAUAAUAGGAGACUCCUGGAGAAGAUCAUUGGGAAGUCCUCCGAGCCGCCCGCUGCUAACAGAGCAGGUCGAGUCAAUAGACCAAGCAGUGCUAAGCGCUAUACUCAGUCCACUGGCACUGGGACCCCAGAGAAGCCAGUCAGCCAUUCAGCAGUUAGGAGGCAGAGAGACCAACGCAGGAUUGAAAUAGAAAACAUGCAAAUCUUGAAACGUAUUGAGGCAGCAAGGGCUACUCCUCAAGUGAAGAAGGAUGCACUAAUGAAAGAUUAUCAUCAGCAGAUGCAGUAUGCUACACAGGUCUCUAAAACCCCUGGAGGACCUCCUAGAUCGAGACCAUCCAGUGCUAAGCGAUCAGGUAAAGCAUACAGCAACAGUGGGAUGAACAGGGCAUCAAGUAUGUCUAGUCUUGGUACAGAGUUCAGUGCAGACACCUUUACGUCAUCAAGUACUGGUCGCUCUCGACCCAGGAGUGCAAAGUGGUCAGGAUAUAAAGCUGGUAGACCUGCGUGGGAUGAUCGCUUCUACCUCGAUGAUUAAACGUAAAAGGAUGUGAUGUGUUUCAUAUCAAAGUGUGAUCGUUUGAUUGGGAAUUUAGCCCCUGGUUGGAAUCAGCACCGCUUGAAUUUCAUUUGUGUGAUCUAGAGAAAACCUCAAUAAAACAGUCACGGGAAUCUUUGCCCCGACACAUAUGGCAAUUUCCUCUGUGUCAGAUCCAGAAUUUCUUAGGGGGGAUGACCUAAACAGUCACCCCCUCAGAAUUUUUUUUGUCAAGGUUAAAAGAGCUUAAAUUUCUCAUUUGCGACUUUCCUGUCAUUUUAUGUCAAGCCCCCCCCCAAAAAAAAAAAUCACUUUUAUUACAUCCCCCUGACUCAAUGGGGGUGGAGAGGAAUGUACUUUAAAUGAUUUGGGGGAGUUUUUAUACACUCUUUUUCUAUUGUAUUUUUAAAUAAUAUCACAUCCCCCCCUUUUGGAUCUGCCACUGAUUGCUCAUGCCCUAUUAUGUUGUAGUACAUACCUACAUGUGGGGUUGGGGUUGUGGUUCAAAAUAUGCGGGGAUUGGAAUGAGUGUUUGGCGUAACAUUAUGUACACCUACACAAAAACAUUUGUCAGUCCCUUACAAAUGCACAGGGAGCAUUCCAAAUUCCCUGAAAUCAAUAUGCGAGGGAGUGAAGCAACCGAGGGAUAUCGCCCAUCCUAGAGCAUGGAUUUUUUUUUUUUUUUUUUUUCGAGAGUAGGAUGAUGGAUUCUAAAUGAGCUACAUGUAGAUGUACGCACACACACAAGUGUGUACAUCAAGGAAAGUGAGAAUAUAAGAAUUCCCAUAUUUGCACACCUGCAGAGACGAGAAUUUUUGUUUUUACCCAUUCGCCAGAAAUUUACAGAAAUGCGGCAUCCAUGAUUAUCAGUCUUUUGAAGUUUGUUACUCUGCUUUAUUUUGGUGUUCUAUACAUCUACUCAUCACUUGCUAAAUGUAACAAAAAUAAUCUCCAAAACUGCACAUUAAUUCAAAAUGUAUUCAUACGUUCAUAGGGACAUGAUAACAUACCACAUAUCAUUUGGCUUAUAUUCAACUCGUCUUUCAAAUAAAUUCUAGAAGUCUCGACUCUAUCGUAUUAAUCAUUGUGCCUUUUUGUGUGGAGCCAUUCAAAGUAAUUUCAGUAAAAUCAGAUCAGUUAUUGCAUACCUGCUUUAGAUAGUAGUAUAUGUUCUUGUGAUGUGCAACAAGUAGAAUGAUAUGUCUAAAUGUGACAUCUCAGAAAAGUUUGAGAUUAUUCUUUGUCUCUGAAUAAGUCCAGUAAUAGUCAUUUUAAAGUCAUAUUCAUGACUACUGUAAGAUGUUUUUUUUCACUAGGUAGUGCAUUCUCGAGAAAUUGUUUUUGAUAUAGGGCCAUAUAAGACAAAACUUAGUGAGUACCGUAAUUAAAUGGUUGAUUACGCAUAUUAAUUGAUAUUAUCAAUCAUAGAAAUUGAUCUAACAAUCAAAGUUUUGUCUUGCAGAGCAGCAGUGUCUUGUGGAAACCUUUGUAUUGUGAUAUUGUUGAAUGGUUUUAAUUGUGUUGAACUUUAUUUAAGUCUAUCCUAAUUAGAACAAAUGACAGGACUAUUAUUUAAGUAGCAUGUUAAGGUCAAACCUGGCAUUGUUUAGCAAUAUUAAUCUGCAAUAGUAUUGUGAUAGCGCGGUAUUUCAAUUUUUGCAUAUAGCCAUUUGAAUAGAAACAUUUUUUUGUCCCUGAUUUCAAUUUGAAAAUAAACAGUACACGUUUGUUUAUUAAAUUCACAGUACAAUUGAAGAAAUAAAGCAGAUUACUUGUAUAUUUUGAUA